Messenger RNA from Hemibagrus wyckioides, 6353 nucleotides. RefSeq names its product vinculin a (gene vcla). Gene Ontology annotation, molecular function: structural molecule activity; actin filament binding. The record is from RefSeq and is a predicted model, not a curated record. NCBI's taxonomy places the organism in Eukaryota, Metazoa, Chordata, Actinopteri, Siluriformes, Bagridae. The transcript is spliced from 22 exons. Bases 204 to 3599 code for a protein of 1131 amino acids. Gene Ontology annotation, biological process: cell adhesion. Gene Ontology annotation, cellular component: actin cytoskeleton.
GCUUGCACUCGGCGGGGGGGCCGGCUGCUUCAGAAGCCAUCCGUGUGUGGAGGAGUGACCCGGGGAUUUCAUGAUUACCGCAUGACGGGGAAAAGCCUGGGGACUGCACGGGUCGGAGGGUUGUCCUUGAAGCAAAUACCGGGUGGAUUGUGAGACAGAGUCGUGCCGCGUUUAUUUUGCCAGUUAGAGUGUGCGAUUCCACGAUGCCGGUGUUUCACACGAAAACCAUUGAGAGUAUCCUGGAGCCGGUGGCUCAGCAGAUAUCUCACCUGGUCAUCAUGCACGAGGAGGGAGAAGUUGAUGGCAAAGCGAUUCCUGACCUCAGUGCGCCCGUGGCCGCUGUACAGGCAGCUGUCAGCAACCUUGUGCGGGUGGGGAAGGAAACCGUUCAGACCACAGAAGACCAGAUUAUGAAGAGAGACAUGCCUCCAGCCUUUAUUAAGGUGGAGAAUGCUUGUGCCAAGCUGGUAGAAGCAGCUCGGAUGCUAAAGACAGAUCCGUAUUCUGUCCCUGCUCGAGAUUAUCUUAUCGAUGGCUCUCGUGGCAUCCUCUCAGGCACAUCAGACCUGCUACUUACCUUUGAUGAGGCAGAGGUGCGUAAGAUCAUCCGUGUCUGUAAGGGCAUCUUGGAGUACUUGACAGUAGCAGAAGUGGUGGAGAGCAUGGAGGACUUGGUCACGUACACUAAAAACCUGGGACCAGGGAUGACAAAGAUGGCUAAGAUGAUCGAUGAACGGCAGCAGGAGCUGACACAUCAGGAGCACCGCAUGAUGUUGAUCAACUCCAUGAACACGGUGAAGGAGCUGCUGCCUGUGCUCAUAUCAGCUGUAAAAAUCUUUGUGACCACCAAGUGUGCCAAGAGCCAUGGCAUAGAGGAAGCCAUGAAGAACAGGAACUACACCUUUGAGAAGAUGAGUGCUGAGAUCAACGAGAUCAUCCGAGUGCUGCAGCUCACCUCCUGGGAUGAAGACGCCUGGGCCAACAAAAAGGACACGGAGGCGAUGAAGAGAUCGCUGGCACUGAUUGAGGCGAAGAUGAAUCAGGCUAAAGCCUGGCUCAAAGAUCCUAAUGGCCUACCAGGGACAGCAGGUGAGCAUGCUCUGCGUCAGAUUCUGGACGAAGCCGGGAAAGUGGGAGAGCUGUGUGCCGGGAAGGAGAGGAGGGAGAUCCUAGGAACGACGAAGACUUUGGGACAGAUGACUGAUCAGGUGUCGGAUAUGCGAGCCAGAGGUCAGGGGCCGACUCCUUUGGGCAUGCAGAAGGCUCAGCAGGUGGCGCAGGGUUUGGACAUCCUAGUGGGGAGAGUGGAGAAUGCUGCUCGUAAACUGGAGGCUCUGAGCAAUGCUAAGCAGGCGAUUGCUAAGAGGAUAGAUGCUGCUCAGAGCUGGCUGGCUGAUCCUCAUGGAGGUCCUGAAGGAGAGGAAAAUAUCAGAGCUCUGUUAGCUGAAGCCAAGCGCAUCGCUGAUCUGUGUGAAGACCCCAAAGAGAGAGACGACAUUCUGCGCUCUGUUAGCGAGAUUGCUGGCCUCACCGCCAAACUCGCUGAACUUCGCAGACAGGGUAAAGGUGACACUCCUGAAGCCAGACUGCUGGCCAAACAGAUCGGCACUGCUCUACAGAACCUGCAGGCCAAGACCAACCGUGCUGUAGCCAACAUGCGGCCAGCCAAGGCUGCUGUGACCCUGGAGGGCAAGAUGGAGCAGGCUCAGCGCUGGAUCAACAACCCCAAUUUGGAUGACCGCGGAGUGGGUCAGGCUGCUAUCCGCGGCUUGAUAGCAGAAGGCCGCAGGCUGGCUAACUCUCUGCCAGGACCAUACAGGCAGGAGCUACUGGCGAAGUGUGAGCGUGCAGAGCAGCUGAUGCUGCAGCUGUGUGACCUGGCUGCUCGGGGAGAGGGAGAAAGUCCUCAGGGUCGUGCCGUAGCGGCUCAACUCCUUGAUGCUCUUAAAGAUUUGAAAGCUAAGAUGCAGGAGGCAAUGACUCAGGAAGUGUCUGAUGUAUUCAGUGAUACUACGACUCCCAUCAAGCUUCUGGCUGUUGCAGCUACAGCCCCACCUGAGGCCCCCAAUCGGGACGAGGUCUUUGAUGAAAGGGCAUCAAACUUUGAGAAUCAUGCUAACAGGCUGGGGGCCACAGCAGAGAAAGCUGCUGCUGUAGGGACAGCUAAUAAGAGCACAGUGGAAGGGAUCCAGGCUACGGUGAAGUCAGCCAGGGAGUUAACACCUCAGGUUACUUCUGCUGCACGUAUUUUGCUGAAGAACCCUGGUAACCAGGCAGCAUACGAACAUUUUGAGACCAUGAAAAACCAGUGGAUUGACAAUAUCGAAAAAAUGACUGGUUUGGUAGACGAGGCGAUUGACACUAAAUCCCUCCUGGAUGCCUCCGAAGAAGCCAUCAAAAAAGACAUCGAUAAGUGUCGUGUGGCUAUGGCGAACGUUCAGCCCCAGAUGCUGGUAGCUGGAGCCACUAGCAUUGCCAGGCGGGCAAACCGGAUACUCCUGGUGGCUAAGAGAGAAGUGGAGAACUCUGAAGAUCCUAAAUUCAGAGAGAUGGUGAAAGUAGCCUCAGACGAACUGAGCAAAACAAUUUCGCCCAUGGUUAUGGAUGCCAAGGCUGUAGCAGGAAACAUCCAGAAUCCAGGUCUUCAAAAAAGCUUUCUGGAUUCAGCAUACAGGAUUCUUUCUGCUGUUGGGAAAGUCAGAGAAGCCUUCCAGCCUCAGGAGCCUGACUUCCCUCCUCCUCCUCCAGACCUGGAUCAGCUGCAUGUAAAUGAUGAACAGGCUCCUCCUAAACCACCACUCCCAGAGGGAGAAGUUCCUCCGCCCAGACCUCCUCCUCCUGAGGAGAAAGACGAGGAGUUCCCUGAGCAGAAGGCCGGGGAGAUGGUGAGCGAGCCGAUGAUGGUGGCUGCCAGGCAACUCCACGAUGAAGCCCGCAAGUGGUCUAGUAAGCCCGAAGUGACAGACGAUCGCUUUGUGACCGCUGCGGCGGACGUAGAUAUAGACGAUGAGGACGAGUUCACAGACAACGAGGACGAUUACGAGCCUGAACUGCUCUUAAUGCCCUCCAAUCAGCCCGUUAACCAGCCCAUUCUGGCUGCUGCCCAGUCCUUGCACCAGGAAGCUCGCAAGUGGUCCAGUAAGGGUAAUGAUAUUAUUGCAGCAGCUAAGCGAAUGGCCCUGCUGAUGGCUGAGAUGUCGCGCCUGGUACGUGGAGGCAGUGGCAACAAGCGUGCACUGAUCCAGUGUGCUAAAGACAUCGCCAAGGCCUCUGAUGAGGUCACACGGCUGGCUAAAGAGGUGGCUAAGCAAUGCACUGACAAGCGCAUUCGCACCAACCUGCUGCAGGUGUGUGAGCGGAUCCCUACCAUCAGCACUCAGCUGAAGAUUCUGUCCACGGUGAAGGCCACCAUGCUGGGACGCACUAACAUCAGCGAGGAGGAAUCAGAGCAGGCUACUGAGAUGUUGGUCCACAACGCACAGAACCUGAUGCAGUCGGUGAAGGAGACGGUGAGAGAAGCCGAAGCGGCCUCCAUUAAAAUCCGUACAGACGCAGGCUUCACUCUCCGCUGGGUUAGAAAGACCCCCUGGUACCAGUAAAGCACCGGUUCCUUCCUUCCUGUUUUUAGUCUUGCCUUUUAGAACACUGAAAUCUAGUGGCCUAAGGGGGUGAAAUUGAAAGGACACAUUACGCUGAUGGACACUGAUCAUAAACGUUAUGAGUUCAUGCCUCACUCUUUGCUUUGUGAAGGAAUUAUUUUAUUUUAUUUUUUUCCGUGGUUAUGGUUCUUAAGGUUUGCUCGUGUCCCUUUAUUUCUCACUAUGUUUAAAAAGUAGGACUAUAUAGGAUGAAGAUUUUUUAAAUAUAUAUUUUUGGUAUGUUGGGUUUCCAGAAUUGAUCCAAAUUUCAGGUAUAUAUAUAUACAGUAUAUUUUUUGCAUGAAGAUUUUUUUUUUUUUCUAUUUUGUAUCGAAGGACUAUGGGUCAACCUUGUGAACGCUUCUCUCAUGGGGUCAUAAGGUUUUCAUAUCGAGAGUGUAUAUAUUUAUAUUUCUUAACGCUGUCUACGCCUGAUUUAUUAAUUUACAUUUCAGUCGAUUAAAAGCGUAACGCAAGAGAACGUUUUUAGCUUUACUCACUUGGGCUGAUUGUAUGAGGUAUUAAUUCACCUUUUAAUGAAGCUUUGUUAUUUAGCCUCUAUUUUACAGAAAGAAGGAUACGGUUGAUGUUGCAAUGAUUUUUUUUUUUUUUUUUUGCUGGUUGCCUCACAUAUUGACGCCAAAGAUUCUGUUGGUUAUAGUUAUAUUUCUAUAAUCUUAGCACUGUCUGAUAAAAUAAACAGAACUUUAAUGUAUUUGAGCUUUACUGAACUUGAACUCUGGUUUGGAUUGCGUUGAAUAAUGUCAGCAGUCAGUACUCACCACUUAUAAUAGCUUGUGUGUGUGUGUGUGUGUGUGAGACCACUUUAGAACAAGUUUAAUCAUCGUGAAAUGACCUCAUUAGGGUCAGAAUGUUUAAGAUGAAUCUCUGAAGCACAAUCCAUGCAACAGUCGAACUGUUAUUUCUGCUUAAUAUCAGAUAAACAUCAAAGCCGGUCUUAUUUUGCAGAAAAAUAAGACUCUUGACCUGGCUCUGUGUGUGUGUGUGUGUGUGUGUGUUUUGUGCAAAUCUUUUAAAUUGACAUCACCAAGUACAAAUUUCUGUUAGAAUUACUACAUAUAUACAUAACUACCUCUACAUUAACAUUUUGAAAAGUAUAAAUGUAGAGCUAGUGAAAAUUGCAGCAUAAUACACAGUAUAUCUGUUUGGAUAAAGGUUCUUGAGAAGCAGUUCUUCACGUCUUAAGGGAUUUGCUGAAGUUUCUCGCAGAAAAAUGGACAAGCCAGGCCUUUAAAAAGUCAAAAGUGCCAGAUAUUAACUCUUACAUUACAACUGUUCAAGAUGCACUCCUCCAGUUCCUCCAGGAUACUUCAUUGGAGCAGCUUGAAUUUUUCUAAAUGACUGCAGAUUUGGGCCAAGAUGCAUUAUGUGACAUCGUCAUUACAUGUAUUUGGCCAAAGCUUUCUUAGAUUUCUGUGCGCCAAACAUGAGUAGAGCUAUCACAGAAAGUAAUUACAAAUACAGGAAGGAGUUUAAAAGAAACUUGCGCUUUUGCAAGUUCACCAAUGCAAGCAGUUCAUGUAGCUCUAUUCAAUAAUUCAAGCACCAAACAACAACAAUAAAAAUAUCUGAAAGCUACAUCACAAAUUUUGAAAACAAAACAAAAAGCUAAAUUUAGCCAUCGCAAUCACAUAAAACCUCAGUGAAACGCUGGAGGAACGGCUACACGCAAAUUUAUUAGCAUAGUCCCUACAUUUCACUCAGGGAGUAGUUUCUAUCACAAAUUUGCUGACAAUUUAAAUCUUUCAUUAAUAUCAUAUGAUUUGGACAUCCUGUGAUCACACAGAACAGCCGGGAAUGAUAUUAUAGCCUUCCAUUUUGUCCUGGGAUAGAAAAACCUGCAGACUUGUCACAUUACUGAGUAAAUAAAAAGCACAGCAUCCUCUCUCCUGAAGACUCUCCUACUGCGGAAAACUCCCGAAUGCUUAAAGCAGCCGAGACUCCUUCCAUAAACAUGCAGCAGUAAACAUCUCCUUACAAAAAGCUUCGAAGUAUCAACAAUAAUAGGGCUUUUUUUUUUUUAUUAUUAAGCUUAUUGAUAGGUUUAGAUUAUAUGGUGCGUCCAUCAUUCGAGUUCCUGCUAGACGAGCUGUUGCUAUAGCAACAAGGACGUAUUUGAACGAGGACAUUAAUAGAAACUUGUGCUUUGCCUUGCAGCAGGAAACAGUCAGAGCUGCUGUUAUAGAAAAUCAACCAGUGCUGAGAUAUUAUUAUUAUUAUUGGCUGUAAUAAAGUGAAGUCAAAGUUCUCAAGGUUAGAAAUGAAUGCUACAUGUUGCUUACACAGCUGAUGAACCUUGUCCUGCUUCUCUUUUUGUGUACGCUGCAUUUUUUUUCACUACCUUUACAUUUAUUACUAAAUAACACUAUCUGGCGGGAAAAAAAAAACACCUUUCUCCUGGUUGCCAAGUUGACACCGGACAUUUUGUUCCUAGGCAACCCGAAUCCCCAAAAAACAAAAACAACCGUGACCUGUUCCCUUUUAAGAAAUAUUUGUGAUUUAUUUUAAUCUGUUUGGAAAAUAUGGGUAAUGAUUCUACAAGACCCGGGUGGCUUGUUCACACACAGUUAAACAUGAAGCAGAAGAUGCACUGCCUAGAUAUCUUACUAAUUUCUAGAUGUUAUGAACAUGUUUAGAGAAAUGAUCGGUGCCUCAUUGUGAGUGUUUACAAGGCUGAAUUUUGUAUGUUUGUAA